GUCGUCUGAUCCGGGCCGUGUCUAUGUGACCCCCUUCACAACCCAUGGUGGCGCUGAAGGCUGAUAGACCGGUUUGAGGGAGACUAUUUUCAGAACAAUGUCCGGUUAAUGUAAAAUAUUAAUGCAGACUGUUAAUUAAAGGCGGAAAUCCCUGUCGAUGUCACCUCGUCUGCAGAUUACAACCAGCGAUGCAGCAGACGGUCAGGGGCCUCUGAGAUGGAAGAAUCCAAGAACAGGUUAAACAAGAUUGCCGACAAACUGGAGAAAAGACACCGGACCCUCAACAUCCUCCGAAUCAUUUUCUCCUUAUUCGGCAUAACUGGUAGUGGUAUUGUUCUGUUUGGGUCAGGAUGGACCUUCAAAGACUUUAACGUGUCCUCUCACAUCAGCGUGGUAGGAGCUAGCCUGGCGCUGGUGGCAGGACUUGUCACCUUCUCUAUCAAACUGGUGCGGGAUUUCUACAACAACAGAUCCAUCAGGGACACAAGAGACGUGUUUCUGGGAAGAGGCAAGCAUUCCGACAUAUACAUAGUUUCUCAAGACACCAGCCUUGUAACAUUAUCUAAACCGACCUUGUGUGCCUUCACUGACUUGAUUCUGGAGCCCGAGGAACCACUACGUACAGCAAGUUCCUUCCUACUGCUGUGUUGUGGUGGCAAGGUAUGGCGAGCUGUGGAGGAUGUGUUUCUGACUAUUCUGCCCGCAUGGAUACUCAUCAGCAGUAUCAAGGACCUACAGAAGAUUUUUUCCACUGUUGUGGACUCGGUGUCCAGUGGGAAGAACCCACUGGUGAUCAUCCCCAGUUUGAUAACGAACAGUUCGUUAGUACCCAGCCACAAAGACACCUGGCUCUCACUCAACGACCUUGGAAAGGCAAUGGAGGUGUUGGACAGCUGUUUGGCUUUUGCUUGCUUUUUUGUAAACGUUGCAACUUUGUUGUAUUUCAGCUAUAAAGUAAUCAUGUGGAGAGAGAAAAACAAUGCUAAAAUUGCAGAAAAGAUUCGAAACUUGGACACAGAGAUGCAACUACAAGCAUUGGCAAGUAGCGAAGAUGUGUUAGUUGAGCAAUAAUGGUGCCCAAUUCCCAUAAAACAUUCAUUUCUAAAGCCAUAUUAUGCGUUGAAAAUGGUCACUCAAUUGAUCAUUACAUACAUGUAUACAACUACUAUCAUCUUUUGAAUUAGUAUUAAAGUAUACUGUUAAUA
Molecule: messenger RNA, 1205 nt
Organism: Haliotis rufescens (red abalone)
Lineage: Eukaryota; Metazoa; Mollusca; Gastropoda; Lepetellida; Haliotidae
Exons: 2
Coding region: 217-1071 (284 amino acids)
Source: RefSeq, a predicted model, not a curated record